UUCUUUUUGUAUAUUUUCUGGGGUUACCGGAGAGACUGGGGUGGCGGCGUCUCAUGGGGAUUAGUCCCGCUCCGAACGUAUGACACAAAUCAUUGGAGCUGUAGGCCACCGAUAUCUGUUUUGAAAGACGGCCAAGGCACGGUUGCAUGACGCGGGGGGUCACCCGUCGAUCCACCCAUGGCAAAAGCGCUCCAGACAUCCAGCGUGGACGCCUCCCGCCGUGCUUGAGUGAGCACCAUUGCGGCCUCCUUGCUGAGUGUGGUGUUGGUGCCAUUCGUCGUCCGCAUCCUUACUUUCGUCCAGUCCUGCUGGUUCCUCAUGUUCUGCUUUUGAAACGGGGUUACUCUAGCCUCGCAAUGUCGCGAGGGGUGGGGCCGAUAGUCUGCGCAGUCAACUCGGCGGUAUGCUACUGUGAACAAUUGGCUGUUUGUAGUGGUGUCUUGGGUGGCUAUUAUAGGAUGUGCAGAGCAUCUUGUAUUGAAGAGUCUUGUUCUUUCGUACUGAGAUAUGUAUAAGUGUUGAGGGUCGUGGGCUAGGGCUAUACUCAACCAGGUGCAUACUGUGGGGGGAGCCAACACCAUGAUAGAGCAGAUUACCAAACUAGACCAUGAAACUUUAGAUACUCAAAUACAUAGACACAUUUUAUCUUCAAUUCGAG
Aspergillus campestris IBT 28561 is the source of this 658-nucleotide messenger RNA. RefSeq lists its product as uncharacterized. The transcript has 2 exons. The record is from RefSeq and is a predicted model, not a curated record. NCBI's taxonomy places the organism in Eukaryota, Fungi, Ascomycota, Eurotiomycetes, Eurotiales, Aspergillaceae. Bases 147 to 515 code for a protein of 122 amino acids.